Molecule: messenger RNA, 3490 nt
Organism: Hypoxylon fragiforme
Lineage: Eukaryota; Fungi; Ascomycota; Sordariomycetes; Xylariales; Hypoxylaceae
Exons: 4
Coding region: 626-2998 (790 amino acids)
Source: RefSeq, a predicted model, not a curated record
GGGGAGGGGGGGAGGGGGGGUAAUGGUAAUGUCCUAUGUAUUCACAAACAUGUCCACAGCACGUGCGUAGAGUAAAGAUAUUGGAGAUAUUGGUGUUUCUUUUUAUGAACAGUACGCGACGAGCAUGGAAGAGAAGGAAAUGAAAGGCAAGGUAGGCUUGAUAACAUUUUACAUAUCAUGAGUUAAAGGGGGAGUAAUCAGAUGAGAUGGCUGGGUACCAUUGUUGAGGUUAUUCACAUACCAUGUACUAUGUAUCCACUUGGAAAGAGCAUCGACAAGAACCGAGCAUGUACAGUAGGCACAGUAUGGAUGGUAUGGAUGGUAUGGAUGAAUUGGUCGUACUUACCUUAACACCUUAACCCCUUAAAAGUGUGUUUAGCUUUGUAACCUCAGGAACACAACGGCGUUCUUGUUAUUUACUUUCUUACCUGCUCCCCAACCAUAACAUGCUUCUCCUUCUUCCCUUCCUAUCUUCCAUUCUGUCUCUUUUCCCCCUUUUUGUCUUGCUCUUUUCAUCUCGUAUGAUCACAACGCUGGUAGUAUCGAUUCACUUUUAUCGAAUAACUAGUGAAGUUCAUAUUUCCAAACCACGAGUGCUAUAAGCACCUACUGUCUCUUUUGAAAAAUGGCUUCACCAAGUAGUCGAAUAUGUUCCAGGAGUGCUCAUUCUCUGCCAGAAGAACACCAUACACCACAUCAAGCCCACAAACAUGGUGCUAAUAACUUCUACCUCCCUGGAAGCAAAGAUGUCUACAUCACAAAGACAAAGGAUGGAAAGCUAGCCUUGGCUCGCAAAAAGCAGCAAAGCGACUUUUUGAGCCUCAAAUCCUCGGGCAACAAUCUGAACAGAUUCAGUGAAAAUCACCAGGGUGCAACGCCGGGGAAAAGCGACCUGAGCUCCAUCUUGGGAAAAUCUAAUUCACCAACAAGUCCUACAAUUGUCCAGAUUUUGUCUUCGCCGCUACGGCCGCCUACCCUGGUGCCUAAUAAUGUACUACAAGUCAGUGUCAACCCAUCUACAGACCUCAGAGAACCCCCAGCUCCAAUCCUACAGUCGGGUAUGCCUCAAGUUUACAAGGUACUUGGCCCAAACUACACACACACAUCAGCCUUUAUCGUCCCUCCGCCGGCAUCAAUACCUCUGUUUACCCACCAGUACCAAGUUCCUGCUGUCUGCCGGGAAUCCAAAUCUCCUACGUACCCAAUGUAUAGGCCCAUAUCGGGUUUUCUUACCUCUCACACACCAUUGCGACCAGUUUUUAGUCAGUCACAGGGCGAUGGAAGCUUCCCCAACUUGAAAACCCCCUUUCAGUUCAGCCUUGACGAAGUAAAGCGAUGCGAGGAACAUUACAGUGCUAUAGUAAUGGCUAAGGAAACAACCACUGAGAGGAAAAACAAGGAAGACAAGAAAAAAAGGCAGACCAAGACAAGACAUGACGCGGGGGCUAAGAUCCAAUACAACCAUGUCUGUUUAGGCUGUGGAAAGGCAAGAUCUAAGGGAUAUGAAGAAGCACAUCCUUUGAAGAGAGGCCAAAUACCAGUGCAGGAUUAUUGCCGCAAAUGCUUACAUCGUGCAGACAUGACAGAGACUGACACGCAGACGGAUGCAAAUGAUUGCCAAACGGGUGGUGAAGUGAAAAAGUCGAGCCACCUGGGCAGCUCAUUCUCGACUAUGGUGUCUAGUCCAGCAACUGCGAAAGAUAGUGAUGAAACUUGUCGGCUACAAGCCUCCUUAAAGAAGUCGGAGGUCAGGGGCCCAACAGCUAGCCCGAGUCAGGAGGUAAAACAUGACAGGAGUAUACGCUUGCCAUCAUUUGUCAAAGAGCUUUCCAACCAAGUCAAUGGACUGGAUCCGAAACAUGAUGCCCUAGAAGCUGAUUAUGAGCUGGAGUCGCCGGCAGAGACUAUGCAUGCUUGUCGGCCGAAUAGCUGCAAACAGGAUAGCCAGGAGAACAACGCAAGGGGUCAGGUCAAUGCUACCAGCUCUAGAUGGCGUUCUAGAAUACCCCGUCCGGCCCCGUCUAAGCUCCCCCACAAUAUCGCGGCCGAGGUCUCUACUAGAGAUACAACUCCACAAAGUCAUAAGAGUAGGCCACAAUAUGGCACUCAUGAUCAGCAGACAUAUGGUUCGCGGGAAACCCCAACAAUUGAGCGAGCUGUCAGAGAUCGAAAGCUAGGACAGGUAGCGCGUUCAGAUCGUAGGCGAGUUCGACGACAUCGGGACAACGUUAUUCAUGACGAGAAUGCCGAACCAGAAGGAAUUGAAAGCCACAUGAAAAUGACAGAGUGGAACAUACAGAAUGAUGCUGACCCCGAUUUGGAUUGGGGUUUACGGCAAACGUCUACUGAUGGCACCUCCGUUCCGUUCAUUGGGGAUAAUGGCAUGGCGGGGGGCGAGAAAACAGCGGAAAGGAUUGAACAGGAAAUCAAGAAUAGGACCGAAGAGGAAUUGCUAUCGGCUAGCAAGCUGUUCAACGAGACGACGACACCUUGGGGCAAUCCGAGCACUACAACGUUUCCUACGCAAAGUUUUGCGACGCGCACUGAGGUCUCGAUAGAUUCGUACAGUUCCUACGAAGGGUUUCAAAGUACGAACCACGGUGCUGCAUACACACUGGCCGAGAGCUCGGGUACGAAUAAAAGCCCCCAGCAUAUGGAUAAGCCGGUUAAAAUGCUCGAUUUCUUUAGCAGGGGGAGUCAAAAGCAGAAGCCACUCGCACAUGGUCCCCAGAUGUUGUAUAACUCUCUAGGAAACCAAGUGGCUCAAAGAGACAGGACCCAGCCUACCCCUUCCACGCCGCAACACAAGAAUGGCAUAUAUAGUUUUUCUGGUAACGACUUGAGUAGUUCGUCGGACCUGAUGAGCCCAGAAGCAAGGCUCUCUACAGUUGCCCACUCAGGGCAUUCGAUGGAAUAUCUCUCGCCCGAUUUCAUGGAUGAUGCCAAGGCAAAUGUAGCUGGUAUACGCCGGCGUACCCGUCGACCUUCGCGGUCGUAAGGCGUUUUCGACUUGACUGACUGUUGCUCGACCAGCCAAAUACUCAUAACGUGGGAAAUUUCGGCAUAUCCUAUGACCAGCAAUAUAUACUACGGUAAUCACCGUGAUAAUUGUCGCGGUAUGAGCACCUACGAUGUGUCUUGGUUGACAUACUUCUCUAGCCGGUACCCAAUCACGAAGCCCUCUUAUGUUCCGGCCUUCUCACUUCUGCUACUUGGCAAUUGAUGUCUUGUCCCGUAGCCGGCAGGUUAGCUAAGGAAGACUUUGGAGAACCAGUCUUUUGCGCUGCUACGAGAUUACGAUGGUAUUAUGUGAAAAUGAUGAAUUAGAUGGUUUUAGGGGCCUGUUGAUUGCGGAAUUGAACAUGUACCUGGGUAGUACCUAGGUAGUACCUAGUAUGAGUAGCAUCGAGUUGCAUACCCUCAGAUAAAAGUGAAUAAAUAUGAUGGCAUAUGCCCAUGUUGAGACGGACUCUACAGAGAUAAUGUGAAG